Messenger RNA from Gavialis gangeticus (Gharial), 2279 nucleotides. It is a transcript of the gene TGDS, whose product is annotated as TDP-glucose 4,6-dehydratase. Bases 48 to 1259 code for a protein of 403 amino acids. Lineage: Eukaryota; Metazoa; Chordata; Crocodylia; Gavialidae. The record is from RefSeq and is a predicted model, not a curated record. The transcript is spliced from 13 exons. Gene Ontology annotation, molecular function: dTDP-glucose 4,6-dehydratase activity. Gene Ontology annotation, biological process: nucleotide-sugar metabolic process.
AUGAGGAAAGGGCCUAGCUGGCGGCGGUCUGCCGUAAAGUGUGGAGGAUGUCGGGGGCUGUGGGGCCGUGUCCAGCCUUCGAGAAGAGGCUGCUGGUGACAGGCGGCGCCGGCUUCAUGUCAGUGGUGUGCGUUGCCUCUCACGUGGUUGUCUCUCUAGUGGAAAAAUAUCCACAUUACUUGAUUAUAAAUCUAGAUAAGCUGGACUAUUGUGCAAGUUUGAAGAAUCUUGAAGCUAUUUCCCAGAAACACAACUAUAAGUUUAUUCAGAGGCUCACUACUGAGGAACUAAGGAUACUUCUUCCACUCACUCCUAUUGAGGCACAGCAGAGAGCAGCAUUUAGGUCAGUAACUCUCAACUGGGUGAUGCAAGACUCUUUCAGGAGUGCUGCAGUGAAGGGUGACAUCUGUGAACCCCAUUUUAUAAAACAGCUUUUUGAAAGUGAGAAAAUUGAUAUAGUCCUACAUUUUGCAGCACAAACGCAUGUAGAUCUUUCAUUUUGGCAUGCUCUGGAAUUCAGAUAUGUGAAUGUUUAUGGUACUCACGUUCUGGUCACUGCUGCAUAUGAAGCCAGUGUGGAGAAGUUUGUUUAUGUCAGUACAGAUGAAGUGUAUGGAGGUAGCAAUGAUGAGGAGUUCGAUGAAUCCUCACCCAAACGACCAACAAAUCCGUAUGCCUCAUCCAAAGCAGCUGCAGAAUGCUUUGUUCAGUCUUACUGGGAAAGAUACCAGUUUCCAGUUGUUAUUACACGAAGCAGCAAUGUUUAUGGACCUCAUCAGUAUCCAGAAAAAGUUAUUCCAAAGUUUAUAUCAUUGUUGCAACAGAACAGGAAAUGCUGCAUUCAUGGUUCUGGGCUUCAAAAAAGAAAUUUCCUUUAUGCCACUGAUGUAGUAGAAGCAUUCCUUACUGUUCUAAAGGAGGGGAAACCAGGUGAAAUUUAUAACAUUGGAACCAAUUUUGAGAUGUCCAUUACACAACUUGCUAAAGAAUUAAUACAGUUAAUAAAGAAGACCAGUACAGAAUCUGAAGUGGAACACUGGGUGGAUUAUGUCAAAGACAGACCUACCAAUGACAUAAGAUAUCCAAUGAAGUCAGAAAAAAUGCACAGUUUAGGAUGGAGACCUAAAGUGCCUUGGAAAGAAGGAAUAAAGAAAACAAUUGAAUGGUACAGAGAGAACUUUUACAACUGGAAAAAUGUGGAGAAGGCUUUGGAGCCCUUCCCUGUGACCCAACCUUUUAUGCAUAUUGAUUCUUCAUAGAGUAGAAGGAAGAGCAUAAAGAAAAUUCUACCUCGGGACCAUUUUGUCAACUUAAACCUGCAAUCAAGUGACAAACCUACAGUAGUUUCAUCUAUGUGGAGAAUUGUGCUUAAUUUAACUAAAAAUCAGAAGGAUUUUAAGAACUUUUUCACACUUGAUUCUUUAUUAUAAUUUUAAUAUAUUUAAACUUCAGCUUUCAGUGCAAUAUUAAAUUUUUUUAUAGGAAUUUUAAAAUAAGGAAUUCAUCUGGAUGAAGAUUUUUAUAACACUAAAUUGAUACAGUUGUUACACUGUUUUGUUCACUUUCAAUGAAAAUGACUUUUUAGUUCAGAAAUUUUAUAUGUACCAGUAGAUCAUUUUUAUAAUGUGUAAUAAACUUUUUCCAUCACAUGAUGGCUUAAAUUUCUAGUCAAGUAUUCAAUGACUUGGUAAAGAAAGUGUUUAAUCUACAAAGAGAUGUUGAAUUGUAACAGUUGGAGAAGGGGUCCUGUAUGGUCAAUGUUCCAUUUCCCUGCCAGUGCAGUAUUUGUCUUCUGUUGAUGCUAGUUCAUAGUCUAUGCUAAAAGUUGUAAAUUAAAGUGUUUUUCAUUUCUCUUGGGCGAGUACUGUUAUCCAAAAAUAUUGGGAGAAUAUUGUUAUCCUAUCUUUCAGAAAAAGGUUUUUAUUUUUCACUGAUUUUUUUUUUUUAACUGUCUGUUAAGAUCCCUCAAAUUAUCUUGCCACAGCCAUGUCUUGCUUUGUUACUACUUACCACUCUGAAUUCUUUUCUCCUUGAUGUUUACAAUUGUAACAUUUAGAGGAAAUGAAAUGUUGUUUGAUACAAUACUUCAUUUGUUACAGUAUUUCAAAUGCUCUUAACUGCCUGUAAGUGAAGAAUAUUCUUGCUUUUAGCCAUAGGGAUAAAAGCUAAAUAAACUUGUUUCAUGAAUAGAUCAUUAUCUUAUCACUGUUAGUAACAUUUUCCUGUAAGGCUCACUGUGUUUACAAUUAAGGAAAAAUAUGUGCACUAUUCAUGUACAA